AUGUCGAGCCUCCUCUCAGAGAGACAGAAAGAUGAACUCCAUAGAUCCAUGUUAUCUUACCUCCAUGCCGUCGGAUUACACGAAUCGUACGAUGUCCUCAGGAGAGAAACGGGUAUAGAGGAUUUCCAAGUGGAUGAUCCGAAAGCGAAAUGGGUGGGGUUGUUAGAGAAGAAAUGGACGAGUGUUAUACGGUUGCAAAAGAAGAUCAUGGACCUUGAAAGUAGAAACGCAGCCCUACUAGCCGAACUCGCCUCCCCUACACGAGCCACCACAUCUUCCUCUUCCUCUGCUCCAUUCCUUCCACGAGCACCUCCAAGGCAUACUCUCACUUCACACCGGGCCCCAAUAACCAAAGUGGCGUUUCAUCCAACUUGGAACAUUUUAGCAAGUGCGAGCGAGGAUGCUACUGUGAAGAUCUGGGAUUGGGAGAGUGGUGAUUUUGAGAGAACGGUAAAGGGACAUACCAAGGCAGUCAUGGAUGUGGAAUUUGAUCCUAAGGGAGUUUUGAUGGUGACAUGCUCCACCGACUUGACGAUAAAACUAUGGGAUCCAGCAAAUGAAUAUAAAAAUGUGAAAACUUUACAUGGACAUGAUCAUUCAGUGUCGAGUGUACGAUUCACACCCGAUGGUGAUACAUUAGUCUCCGCUAGUAGAGAUAAGACCAUAAGAGUAUGGGAGGUAGCAAGUGGAUAUUGUAUACGGACAUUCUCAGGACAUACGGAAUGGGUAAGGGAAGUGGUACCUUCGGACGAUGGACGAUGGUUGGCUAGUUGUUCCAACGAUCAAACCGCACGGAUAUGGGAAUUAUCAAAUGGCGAGACUAAAAUGGAAUUCCGGGGUCAUGAACAUGUAGUAGAAUGUGUUGUUUUCGCACCCAUACAGACUUAUCCGGCCAUCCGAGAACUUGUUGGUUUAACAGUCUCAGCGGGUGAUGUAAGAGCGGGAACAGCAGGAAAUUUCGUAGCUACUGGGUCUAGGGACAAGACUAUUAGAUUAUGGGAUACUUUGACAGGACAAUGUUUGAGAAUAUUUAACGGUCAUGAUAAUUGGAUCAGAGCAUUAGUCUUUCAUCCUUCUGGAAAAUACCUACUUUCAGCAUCAGACGAUAAAACUAUAAAAGUUUGGGAUUUGUUAACUGGAAGAUGUACGAAAACUAUUGAUGCUCAUUCACAUUUCGUAACAUGUAUGAUAUGGGGUAAAGCUUUAUUAGGUGGUGGUGGUGGUCAAGUUAAUGGGGAAGGAGGGAAAGAUAAAGAAGUUAGAAAAGUUAAUGUUUUAGCUACUGGUAGUGUUGAUCAAAGUGUUAAAAUAUGGACCCCAUAA
Messenger RNA from Tremella mesenterica DSM 1558, 1323 nucleotides. RefSeq lists its product as uncharacterized. The transcript is spliced from 9 exons. Gene Ontology annotation, molecular function: protein binding. The coding region runs from base 1 to 1323 and encodes 440 amino acids. The record is from RefSeq and is a predicted model, not a curated record. NCBI's taxonomy places the organism in Eukaryota, Fungi, Basidiomycota, Tremellomycetes, Tremellales, Tremellaceae.